AUGACUAAUAUAUCAGACGAUCAAUUAAGAAAGGUAGUUAUUUCAAAAUCGAAUGCCGAAGUUGAAUCAGCCAAUGUAGAUUCGGGAGAUGAGGAAGAGGGUGAAGCUAUUGAAUCAAUAGAAGUUCAAGAAAUCAAAGAAGCAGUGUUUCUCUUGUUCCAAAAUUUCCGGGAAUGUAAAACAACCACACAAGAUAAACAAGAUAAAAUAUUAAAUACUAAAUGUAAAGAAAUCAAUGAUAAGAGCACCGAAAUUUACUCUAACUUCGAUUAUUCUAUUAGAAUCAGCAAAAAACUUCGAUCACAUUCCAUCGAUAUUUUAAAUAGCUCUGAUACUGAUACACGAAAUUCGGUAGAUAAUAUCGAUACGAAAAAUAAUUUGAUUGACAAAAGAAAUAAUGAAAUAAUUGAGCAUAAGGAGAAAAAAGAAAUUCAUGAAUCUAUUUCUCCACGUUUAAAAAUCUUGGGUUCGAUUUUCAUAGUACUCGCAUUUUUAAUAUUAUUUUUUUUAUAUCCAAAUCCUAAUGAUAGUAUCAGAGAGGAUGUAUUAUUAUUCGCGAAAGGUUUCUUUUUAAUUUCCGUCGGUUUUGGUUUCUCGCUUUCCUCAUCUCACCAUGAAAGCAAAGUCACUGAAACAGAAGAAGACUUGGAGCAAAUAAAGAAAUUCUUGGAGGAGAGUAAUAAAGAUGACGUAGAAAAAGUGGAAGAAAAGUUAUCUAAUCUUAUUAAACAACUUGGUAUUAUGUACAAAUAUUGGAAAAAAAAUCAAAAGAAUUUAAAGGAAUUAAUCAGUGAACCGAAUCCACAGUUAAGUAAAGAGAAAUGGGAAUUUAUUAAACAACAAUGUGAAACAUAUGUUCAAGACGUAGAGCAGAUGAUGAAUAAAAAUAAUCGAUUGAGAGAAAUUGAUUCAAGUAAUGAAAGCGAAAGCAGUGGAAGCAGAAAUGAUGAAAAUAAUACUGAAGAUUGUUUAAGAACAAUUGCAAAGAAAGCAAAAGUAAGAAUAUCAUCAAGGUUCAGGCUUCCUGUUGAUAAACUAGAUAUGAAUAAAAGAAUGAUUCAUCGCCGACUAGCAAAUUCAUGUGAGGCAUUCAGUCCAAAUUGGACUGUAGAGAGUAAUGUGAUAUGUGUAGUUGGAGACGCUGAGCUUCCAUCCGACCAAUACUGGGUUAAAAUCGAAUAUGUCGGAAUUGCUCUUUCUGAUUCAAUUAAUCCUUUCUAUCGCAACUCAAAAUAUGGGAUAGCUUCGAUUCCUGCAACUCCUCAAAAAUAA
Molecule: messenger RNA, 1272 nt
Organism: Diversispora eburnea
Lineage: Eukaryota; Fungi; Glomeromycota; Glomeromycetes; Diversisporales; Diversisporaceae
Source: the annotation of a GenBank genome assembly